Messenger RNA from Tachysurus fulvidraco (yellow catfish), 1676 nucleotides. It is a transcript of the gene nifk, whose product is annotated as nucleolar protein interacting with the FHA domain of MKI67. Gene Ontology annotation, cellular component: nucleolus. Bases 142 to 942 code for a protein of 266 amino acids. Lineage: Eukaryota; Metazoa; Chordata; Actinopteri; Siluriformes; Bagridae. Gene Ontology annotation, biological process: maturation of LSU-rRNA from tricistronic rRNA transcript (SSU-rRNA, 5.8S rRNA, LSU-rRNA). Gene Ontology annotation, molecular function: RNA binding. The transcript has 6 exons. The record is from RefSeq and is a predicted model, not a curated record.
ACGUGUUUGUAGCCACCAGCAGGUUGUGCUUCCUCUGUCCAGACACGUGGUUGCUUAUCGUGUGCUAUGUCGUAUGUGAAGAACGUUCCUUAGUUUGUUUAUUAUUUUUAUUGUUGUUUUGUAGUUAAAGUUAUUUCCAGCAUGACAGAGACGAAACAGAGCGGGAAGCUGCUCGCUCUUAACCCGAGUGAAGACGCUGAGUUUCAGAAGAAAGUGCAGCAAGUGAAAAAGCGACAGAAAACGGUUUUGACUCCAGGUGUGAUUUACGUGGGCCACCUUCCCCAGUCGCUCGCCGAGCCACAGCUCAGGUCUUACUUCUCCCAGUUUGGUGAUGUCCUGCGCUUGAGGCUCUCCAGAAGUAAAAAGACAGGCCGGAGUAAAGGCUACGGGUUUGUGGAAUUUGAGUGCGACGAAGUGGCCAAGAUCGUCGCAGAGACCAUGAACAAUUACCUCAUGGGAGAAAGACUGAUCAAAUGUGAUGUGGUGCCACCUGAGAAAGUCCAUGAAAAGCUGUUUGUUGGUUCUCAGAAAAUAUUUAAGAAGCCCAAGCGCCCUGCAGUGGCACGUUACAAUCGAAACCAUGGCCCCGAAGAGAUGAAGAAACUUUCUGGAAAACUUCUAAGCAAAGAAUCAAAGCUUCGCAAGAGACUGGCAGAAAAGGGCAUCGACUAUGAUUUUCCAGGAUUUGCAGCUCAGGCAAAGAAAGCUCUGUCAGAUACAUCGACUUGCAGUGAGGACACCACACCGGUUUGUACACCUUCAGUCUUGGAGAGGAGGAGGUCCAUGAAAGUCAAGGAUGAUGAUGUAGAUGAUGAAAUUGUUCUCAAAAUGCCACCAAAGAACAUUGAAAAUUUUGAAGACUCUGAGGAUACAGAGGAGGAGGAGGAGGAGGAGGAAACGUCAGAAGAUGAAGAGGAACCUUCACAUGCUGAUGAGGGUUGAGCCUCUGUUUUGAAGAGGGACUAAAGAGCUAAAUUGGUUUAAUUAAUAUGUCUAGAUUUGUAUUCAGAGGAUUCUCAGGUCCUUUUUUGAGGAAAUGGAGACGCACCUACAAAGCAGGGGUCCUGCUUUAUAUGAACUACAGAAUUGUUUCAGCAUUUAGAAAGGUCUACUUGAGACCUUUUCUUAUGCAAAUGUGUUCAUUGGCUGUGCCUGGGAUGUCGUCCUGAAAAUGGCAUAAAAUGUACAUACAACCUUUUUAAAAUGAAUACUCUUAUUUAGUCCUCUGCUUCUGAAUGUGUUGUCACAUUGUUAAUGUGUGGCAUUGUGUGGAUUAUGGCUUUCAAGUGUUACACAAUGAAAAACGAAAUGCAUGUUAAGAAGUUCGAUUGAUUUGUAAGCAGACAACAUGCAAAUGUUUGUUUUGCCAUAUCCAUGGAAAAUAAUUAGCUGGCCAUGAUGGUAUGAACUUUGUUUAUAAUCAGUGCCAGUUUCAGAAAAUGAAAUAUUUGGUUUCUUUAAGGAAAAAUAAAAAUAUUUAAAAAUAUUUCAUUAAAAAAAAAACAUUAAGAAAGCCUUAUUUAUCUAUGCUUUAACUGUGGCCCAGAUCUGCGUUGUGUUAUAGACAUGGAAUUCACUUUUCCAUUAUUUGCAUUUGAUGAUGUAAAACUCUUUCAUUGUGUAUUUUUGUCACUGCAGAAAAAUAAAAUUAGCCACUAACGUUAUCUUGAAAAAUA